Messenger RNA from Lodderomyces oxycetoniae, 2577 nucleotides. RefSeq names its product phosphatidylethanolamine N-methyltransferase (gene CHO2). The record is from RefSeq and is a predicted model, not a curated record. NCBI's taxonomy places the organism in Eukaryota, Fungi, Ascomycota, Pichiomycetes, Serinales, Debaryomycetaceae. The coding region runs from base 1 to 2577 and encodes 858 amino acids. Gene Ontology annotation, biological process: phosphatidylcholine biosynthetic process. Gene Ontology annotation, molecular function: phosphatidylethanolamine N-methyltransferase activity; oxidoreductase activity, acting on the CH-CH group of donors. The transcript has a single exon.
AUGGACAAGACAAAAGAAUGUUCGCUGCUCGAUAAAGAUGGUGCUAGUGGUACUUCACAAAAUAGAGACUCUGUAGGACCACAGGGUAUUACUUUUUCAGGAAAAACUUUUAUUGUUCCCCUGACUCACGAUAUGGUGAAGACUCUUUUUGAUCCGACACUACACAAAUCAAAUGCAGAAUUGAUUAUCUUGGCAUGUUUAUUUGCUAAUCUUGCUGUGUUUGCAAUACCUUUGAACCGGAUACGAAUUGUAAUCUUUGUUGGUUUAUACAUUUUCUGGAGAUUAUCCUAUAAUUUUGGUAUUGGCUGGUUAUUGCAACAGCAGUCACUAAAUAAUAAAUUGGUUUCGUGGGCUCAAGAAGGGAAAUUAUUUGAUUCAAAUAACAAGCUGGUUUGGGCUCAAUUUGUACAACAUGAAGUUAUAUCUCAAAGAGGUGAGGACUACAAGAUCGAGUCAAUGCCCAUUGAGUUCAAUACAUGGUUGGUUUUUAGAAAAUUUGUUGAUUUGAUCUUGAUGUCUGAUUUUGUUACAUUUUGUUGUGUUGUUUGCACUUGUGCCAUGGAAAAUAAGGCUGACUUUUCAAACCACUGGUUAGUCUAUACAAGAAUUGUUAUUGGCGUUUGCCUAAUCUUGUUCAACUUGUGGGUCAAAGUCAAUGCCCACAAUACAAUUAAGGAUUAUGCUUGGUAUUGGGGUGAUUUCUUUUUCAGACAAAUCAAUAAUGAAGAGCUAAUCUUUGAUGGUGUUUUCGAAAUGGUGCCACAUCCAAUGUACUCAGUAGGGUAUAUUGGUUACUACGGGUUUGCAUUGAUUGCUAAAUCAUACAUUGUUUUGGCAAUUGCAGUUUUUGGACAUUUUUUACAAAUGAUUUUUUUGCACUAUAUUGAAAACCCUCAUAUUGAUAAAAUUUAUGGUCCCUCUAAAAAUGAAAUCAACUUGAUCAAGCUUUUGAAAUUAAAAGAUUUGAAAAGUUUUGAUAAUAUGCCUCCCUUGGUUGGAUUGUAUAAUUUUAAUUUUAUGAGGGCAAGUGAUAUACUUAAUUUGAUCUUAGUUUUCACUUAUGGUGUUGUUAUUCCCGUGUUGAUCAAGAAUGAUUCAUCAAAAUUAUACUUUUCUUUAACUAUUGCAACCAAGUUAAUUGAGAGUUUUGGAAUCAGUACGUUAUUGGUUUUACAAAGUUAUUUCAAAUAUUUCACCAAGUGGUGUCUUUCAAAUGAUAUUCCAGUGGAAAAAUCGUUGAACAACUGGGCAAUCAUCUACAAUACGCUCAUCAAUUUGACAUAUGCAUCGUUGUUUGGAUUGAACUUGAUUUAUUACUUGCAAGGUUCGGCCGACUUACUUUUUAGAGAUUUAUUUUAUUUAAGAAUAUUUGCUGGAACGUUACUUAUUAUAACCCAAAUAUGGAUCAAUGCUUCAAUCAUCGACCUGAUUGGUUAUUUUGGUUGGUUCUAUGGUGAUUUCUUUAUUCCCAAAUCGCAAAGCAUAACAACACACUUGACUAAAGCUGGAGUUUACCGUUAUUUAAAUAACCCCGAACAAAUUUUUGGGGUUUGUGGAGUUAUGGGUGUUUUCAUCUUGUGGCCUACAGUUGAAAACUUGACUUGUUGUUUCUUAUGGGUGGUCAAUAACUUUAUUCGUAUUAAUUUUAUCGAGAAAUCGCACAUGGUUAGAGUAUAUGGAGAACACGAAGUAAACCAAGAUUCUGGUGUCACCAAGACGUUUAAAAAACAUUUGAUUCCAGAAGUGAUUCAAAAGAGAAUAAGUACUGAUGAAACACCUUCAAGAGCAAUAAGAGGUAAUCAAACAAUAGCCGACUCAUUGGAUAAUUUCAUCAAGGAUUUAAGAAAUUCCAAAACCAAAUUGUCUCAACAGAAGCUUAUUGAAUUGUCACAAAACUUAUCAUUUGCCAAUUCGGAGUACAAGUUGACUAUUGAAGGCUUGAAAUAUAAUGACGAGAAAAGCGCCAAAUUUGCCAUUUUAGGGUCGCCACUUAAAGUCCAUUGGCAAUCACCAAACGCAGCCCACUCACCACGCGAUUGGAUUGGACUAUACAAGAUUGUUCAAACUACCUACUCGCGCAACAAAACACUACUUUCUUCUGCAGGAAGGUGGACUUUUUGUAAAGAAGCAAAUGGAUCGUUUGUAUUUGAAAGGGAAAAAUUAUUUUGGGACGAAGGGGUUUAUGAGUUCAGAUACCAUUUGGAUGGUAAACAUGAUGUUGCUUAUGUUUCAGAGCCUUUUGAACUCAAAUGUGAACAUCUAGAAGUUCCAUUAUCUGAUGAUAAGGUAGAUGAUUUUGCAACUGUUUUGAAAGAGAAAUUAUUCGACAAAGUGUUUAAGGUGGAAUCGAUCAAUACUCCAAUCUCAUCGGUUGCCACUACUCAAUCGGAGAAUGUCUUUAAAGAUUAUGAACUAUUAAGCUCAAUCAUUUCCUUAUCGACAAAAGUUCAAAUAAGUCCAAAGAUAUUCUUCAAUUCUGAUAAAAUCACCAUUUUAGACGUGGCGAAGAAGCUCCUUCACAUCAAUAAAGUAUUGGCUGAAUUGUCGUACGACUUGAAUAUGAAAAAAAAUGAAUAA